This is a messenger RNA of Arabidopsis thaliana (thale cress), 1664 nucleotides long. RefSeq names its product K-box region and MADS-box transcription factor family protein (gene STK). Gene Ontology annotation, biological process: carpel development; positive regulation of transcription by RNA polymerase II; regulation of DNA-templated transcription. The coding region runs from base 702 to 1424 and encodes 240 amino acids. Gene Ontology annotation, cellular component: nucleus. Lineage: Eukaryota; Viridiplantae; Streptophyta; Magnoliopsida; Brassicales; Brassicaceae. The transcript has 8 exons. Gene Ontology annotation, molecular function: DNA binding; RNA polymerase II transcription regulatory region sequence-specific DNA binding; DNA-binding transcription factor activity. The record is from RefSeq and is marked reviewed.
AGUUGGGUGAAGCAAAUUCUCAGGUCUGUCUGUCAUGUCUUUACUUCUUCUUCUCAUAAAGGAAAACACUUCUUGAUCUCAUCAAGUUCCCAUCUUUGUACACAUCUCUUCAUUCAAAAACUCUACAUUUAUAUCUCUAUAUAUGCAGAUUCCAAGCUUGUAAUAAUUCUUGUCAUCAUGGGUUUUUUUCUUGCCUUGUCUCUCCAGAAAACUUAAUUUUCACAAUUAUGAAUUAUUUUCCUUAUUUUUGUUACUUUCUUCUGUUUGAUGCUCUUUCCCCAUGAAAGAAAGAAAGAGAAAGAAAGAUCACAAGGGUUUUAUUUGGUCACCAGAUUAAGAAUUAGGUUAUCUUUUUUUUUUUUUUAGUUUCUCACAUGUAGAUCUCUGCUAGAUUCUCUUUCCUUUCUUGUCAGCUAAAGUGGAGUUUUUGAGUCUGAAAAUCUUCCAAAUCUGUUGUAUUUCUUCUUCCUCUCUUCUCGAAACUAAGCAUGGUUUUGUCUCUCUCUUCUUUCUGUGUAAUAAUGUUUCUUGUGUUUCCCUUAUGUACUAUAACUUCAGUUUCAUGUGCAUCAGUGCCUUCUUCUUCUUCCUCUUCAAUAUCAAUUUGAUUUGUUUUCUCUCUCCAUAUUUCCAAUUUUUUUUCUUUAUCAAAAGUUAUUUAAUCUUUUGCUCUGUGAAAACAAACUAAAGAAUGCGUAAGAAUGCCUACAUACAUCAGAUCAAUGAAUUUGAUGGGAAGAGGAAAGAUAGAAAUAAAGAGGAUAGAGAACUCAACAAAUCGACAAGUGACGUUUUGCAAAAGAAGAAAUGGACUUCUGAAGAAAGCCUAUGAGCUUUCGGUCCUUUGCGAUGCAGAAGUUGCGCUCAUUGUUUUCUCCACUCGUGGCCGUCUCUAUGAAUACGCCAAUAACAACAUAAGAUCAACCAUUGAGAGGUACAAGAAAGCUUGUUCUGAUAGCACCAACACUAGCACUGUCCAAGAAAUCAAUGCCGCGUACUAUCAACAAGAAUCUGCUAAGCUGAGACAACAGAUCCAAACGAUUCAAAACUCCAACAGGAAUCUGAUGGGAGACUCUUUGAGUUCCUUAAGUGUCAAGGAACUAAAACAAGUUGAGAAUCGCCUUGAGAAAGCUAUCUCUAGGAUCAGGUCCAAGAAGCAUGAGUUGCUUUUAGUUGAAAUCGAAAACGCGCAGAAAAGGGAGAUUGAGCUUGACAAUGAGAACAUCUAUCUAAGAACUAAGGUAGCAGAAGUGGAGAGGUAUCAACAACACCAUCAUCAAAUGGUUAGUGGUUCAGAGAUUAAUGCAAUUGAAGCUUUAGCCUCACGCAAUUACUUUGCUCAUAGCAUUAUGACUGCUGGUUCUGGAUCUGGUAAUGGAGGUUCUUACUCUGAUCCCGACAAGAAAAUUCUUCAUCUCGGAUAAUCUCGUCUGCGAAAAACCGAGCUGCAAUAACUCUCUGCAUGCAUCUGGGGAUUCUUUGCUCAGAUUUAUCUCUACAUAAAAUAUGUUUUGGUGCAAAAUAAUUCAAAGUACAAUGAAGGUAUUGGUCCUUCAAGACUCAUUGCAAUUUGUGUUGUGUAAUGAUUAAGACAUACUCUAGUUUUUAUUGCUUCGUAUCAUAGUAUCUAUUCUAUGGUAUCUUAUUUAGUGAUUCAUAUGACC